GUCCAAAGUCCAAAGUCCAAAACGCCAACGAUAAGGGAGAACCCAAAGAGCUCUGCUCUUCUCUGCUGUCCGAGGCCAGUGCCUGUGAAUGGAGGUUCUCGCAAGCUCUUCUACUGCUUUGUUAUCUCCUCAUUUCGCUAUCUCUUAUACCUACAAGAACCCUAACUUCACCGCCAAGGCAGCCACUCCACAGGUGCUGCCAUGGAAACCUUACCCCAUUAGGAUUGUAGAAGCUCAAUUAAGGAGUCGCUUACUGUGUAAAAGGACAAAUGCCAGAAACAAGCCAAGGAAUUUUAGUAAUACUGAUGGAACUUCUAAACAUUAUUUCUUGCUUCAAUCUAUAUCAAGCCUUCAUAAGAAUUUAUCUUCAAAGUGUGGCUUUUUUUCAAUAAGUUAUGGACACUUCAAAUUGAGGAGAUACUCGGGCACUCUUCAAAAAGUGAUAGACUGUUAUGAAAAAAUUAGGUGGCAAGUCUCUGUUCUUUCCGUCCAUUUACUCGUUGGAGUGAUGCUGGUCAUGUCACUUUCUGUUUCUGUUAGUAAGAGUCCAUCCUGGGCCCUCACCGAAGAGAAUCUCCUCUUCUUAGAGGCAUGGAGAACAAUUGAUCGUGCAUAUGUUGACAAAACUUUUAAUGGACAGAGUUGGUUUCGGUACAGAGAAAAUGCACUGCGCAAUGAACCAAUGAACACACGAGAACAGACAUAUACGGCAAUAAGGAAGAUGCUUGCCACACUGGAUGAUCCUUUUACUCGGUUUCUGGAGCCUGAAAAGUUCAAGAGUUUGCGCUCUGGGACUCAAGGUGCUCUUACAGGUGUAGGCCUGUCAAUUGGCUAUCCCACACAAUUUGAUGGAUCACCUGCAGGACUUGUUGUUAUUUCAGCUGCUCCAGGAGGUCCUGCAACCAGGGCUGGAAUUUUGUCUGGUGAUGUUAUUCUGGCAAUUGAUGAUACAAGUACAGAAAUGAUGGGCAUAUAUGACGCAGCAGAGCGGUUGCAGGGACCUGAAGGAAGUUCAGUGGAAUUGACCAUUCGUAGUGGACCCGAAAUAAAGCAUGUAGCUUUGACGCGAGAGAAAGUUUCACUAAAUCCAGUGAAGUCACGACUAUGCCAAGUGCCUGGUUCAGGGAGGGAUUCCCGUAGGAUUGGUUAUAUCAAAUUAACUUCGUUCAACCAAAAUGCAUCUGGUGCUGUCAAGGAAGCAAUUGAUACAUUAAGGAGUAACAGUGUUAAUGCCUUUGUGUUGGACCUUCGAGAUAAUAGUGGUGGUCUUUUCCCAGAAGGAAUUGAGAUUGCGAAGAUUUGGUUGGACAAAGGUGUCAUUGUGUAUAUUUGUGAUAGUCGUGGUGUUCGAGAUAUCUAUGACACAGAUGGGAGCAAUGCAAUAGCUGCUUCAGAACCCCUUGCUGUGCUGGUUAACAAAGGAACUGCUAGUGCAAGUGAAAUUUUAGCUGGUGCCUUGAAAGACAACAAACGUGCUGUGCUGUUUGGAGAACCCACAUAUGGGAAAGGCAAGAUUCAGUCAGUUUUUGAGCUAUCGGAUGGCUCUGGCUUGGCUGUUACAGUUGCUCGAUAUGAGACACCUGCUCACACAGAUAUUGAUAAGGUUGGUGUAAUUCCUGACCAUCCUCUACCCACAACAUUUCCCAAGGAUGAGGAGGGUUUUUGUAGCUGCCUCCAGGACCCUGCAUCUACUUGCUAUAUGAAUAGAGUCCAGCUAUUUGGAAGAUGACAGAAUAUUGUGGUGUUAGCAAUGCUUUUAAGAGAACUCCAGAAUUCUUUAUGAAAUGUAGUUUUAGAAUUAUUUAGGAACUUCAUUCAAUUAUCAAGUGUAAAUUUAGCACAGCAACAACAGCCUGAUUAAGCUGUAAAGAGUUGUUUAUUUUAUUUAUUUAUUUUAAUUUUUUUAAGGCAA
Molecule: messenger RNA, 1912 nt
Organism: Quercus robur (English oak)
Lineage: Eukaryota; Viridiplantae; Streptophyta; Magnoliopsida; Fagales; Fagaceae
Product: carboxyl-terminal-processing peptidase 2, chloroplastic
Exons: 13
Coding region: 89-1729 (546 amino acids)
Biological process (GO): proteolysis
Molecular function (GO): endopeptidase activity; serine-type peptidase activity; protein binding
Source: RefSeq, a predicted model, not a curated record